CGUUGAACCACCCUUUAGCUCCAGCAACCUGCUUUCAUUACAAAGCACUUUGGGAAUUAGAGUUUAUGUCCACCGCGUCCGAGAAAGCGGUUGCAAAUUGCCGCUGCGUUGCUGUUGAUCUAUUCGCGGGGUUUUUUUAUUUGUGUGUUGCGGGGGGUUAUCUAGACAGGAGAGGCAGCGCUGGCCGCGGCUGCUGAUGUGUGUCGCUGCUGCAGUCGUGCAGGGUGCGAGGCGCGCUUCACUACAAGUCCCGGGGCCCCGCUCGCUCUCGCUGGGCUGCUGCAGGUUGCGCUCAUCACCCGAGUAACAACACACCCCGCAUUCCAGGCAGCCCGUGUCCAGGAACAGUUGUCCAGCUCAACAUAUCACUGAAGGAAUAAUGCUCGAAUUAAGGAAUUUGAUAUAAUGGCUGUUGAAGCUGUUCAUUGUAAUAACCAGAAUGGUGUGGAUCAUGCUGUUUGUACUGAAGAUGUAAGCCUACAAGUACUUGGUGAUCCAGAGGUCUUGAAUUCAAAUGAUGAAAAGAUUUUAAGAAUUGUGGAAUCAAAUGACAUUCCAAAGACUCUUCACGUGCCUGAAACCGAAUCGGUGAAGUCAAAUCCUGGUCAAGUGAAGCUCAGCAAACCAGUAGCUCUGUGGACUCAGCAGGAAGUUUGUAAAUGGCUGAAGAAGCACUGUUCCAAUCAGUAUCAGACCUACAUCGAGUCCUUCAAACAGCAUGAUAUAACAGGUCGAGCGCUUCUGCGAUUGACAGAUAAAAAACUGGAAAGAAUGGGUAUUGCCCAAGAAACACAGCGACAGCACGUACUCCAGCAAGUCCUGCAUCUGAGAGUCCGGGAAGAAGUUCGAAAUUUGCAGCUACUGACUCAAGCAGGUAUAGUGCAACAGACGGCAAGAACCAGGAAACCUGCUGUUAGUGUGCAAAAGAGAGAACCCGGGGAACCUGAAGACAGAGGAGCAACUCGCAGAGCCUCUCUGGGCAACUCGCUGUAAGGUCCAGUUUUCGAAGCUCGUGUUUCGAAUUGUUGGCACAAGGACAGAAAGCUGUGGCUUUCCAUUCUCGGCUUCCACUGCGGGAUGGUAACUCCGGAGUGCUGGAAAACCACUAUCCUGAGCAACUCUUCCAGAAGCUUUUGAGAACUGGUGGAAUUUGGGACCCAAAUGUACAUCAUCAUUUAAAUUAUUCAGCUCUUCAACACUCGAGAAGACUCAUUAACAAUCUCAGUUAUUUAACAGUUGAUCUUUUUAAGCCAAUUAGAUACCUAACAAAACUGCGUUGAUUAUCCGUUGGUGUUGUGUGAUAAUGGUUCAGUUAGUGUGAGGUUCAAAACUCGUUUGGCACCCUUAAGUUCUUCCUUAUGCCAGAAGUCAAUGCUUCUUUUAGAAACAAAAAAGAACAUAGAAAUGAAUUACUGUAAUGACUGUGAAAUAAAUACCGACCAAUGUAAAGAACACACAGGGAAGAGGACAGUAGCUCUCACCUUUACACCUGCAGCAUGAUGGUUGGCGUGAUGAACUGAAAAUGAUACCAUCCACCACAUUCAGUUUUUCAUCGGACUUGCAAUUGCUAUUAUACCACUUUGCAUUAUUUUGCAAGCUUCUAAGUUGCAAGAUGCAAGAACUUUCAGAAAGUGGAUUCAUGUUCAUAGUAUUAAUACAAAAAAUUGUUGUUCCUCCCCUGUGCUUCCUUCCUCCUUUACACUCUCCAGAAAUCCGUCAUAUUAACCUAGCCACUAAAUCUCAUGAAGGGUCUGGGAAUGCAAGCAGAAUUAGAAACCCUUUGAAUUUACACUGAUAGUUACUUACAACAACGAACAAAAACUUUAAUGUAAAAAUUAGUUAGACAUUUCUUUCAGUUAUACUUUGUGAAAAGGAUGUGUUGAUCUGCAACUAUGUUAUCCAACAAAUGUAGAAGAGGUAAAUACUAUUAAUUUUUGUUAAAAUGCUUCCUGCAGAUUGUUAAGACUGUAAAAUACACAAUCUAGUGUUAUAAUCCAAUAUUUAAAUAUCUAAAUGUGAUUUUUAAUUUACUCAACUGAAAAUUGUUAAGAGUAGUGUUGCUACUGAAAACCAAACUGUAAAGGGCCUGCCCACCGAGGUAAUUUUUUCGGCGGCUGUCACAGUCAUAGCAGGUUCUCCAAAAAAACGGCGACUGGACCCCCCCACGACAAUGUCUACGACACCCUUCCACCUAGCCGACAACCGGUGACCCAUUAGGAAGUCCACCUAUGAUCACACCUACGACAACCAAAGUCAACCUACGUCCCCAAGCUACGACAAGGUACGACCCUGUCGGCGACAACUGAAGACAAAGGCAGACAAUUCAGUUGCUGGUACCUCUCGCCGGUUGACAUAGGUUGAUAUAGGUAGUCACCAAUGGAAUUCACUGAAGUCAGCACCCAGCGACAACCAACGUCACCUGGCGACAACCUGCGUCAUCCUGGUAACAACCUACAUCAGCACCUACAACAGGAGAAGACAAGUCACGUCAAGCCCAGUCGCCAAUACGUUUUGAACAUUUCAAAAUCCACCUGUAGUCGCUGAAAAAAUCGCCUGUGGGAAAGGGGCUUAACUCACCCAAUCUGGUGUUACAAUCCAAGAUUUAAAUAUAUGUGAUUUUUAACUUGCUCCACAGUCUAAAGGUAAGAUCUAGCCUUUGGAUUUACUUUAUGUGAUUUUAAUAUUUCAGAUGAACUCAGCUUGCAAUCUGUAUGAUUCAAGUAUUUUUUAUUAUAUUACAGUUCUACUUGUUUUUCUCUGAUUUUUUUUAUUCACUACAAUAUAAUCUGCAUGUGGUAAUUUGCAUAUGGGUGCCCAGCCCCACCCCUAAGUAUUGACCUUCAAUACAUUUGUUUUAAAUUUAUUGACUUGUUCGGAAAUUGUCCAAAUCACAGGAGAAAGAGCAGAGAUAGAAGUAGGUACUCAAGUUGUCAGGACAUGAUGAGUGGUGUUCACAAGGUUCUAUGUGGAGACUGGAAUUAAUGAAUACACAUGUGAAUUGGAUAAUGGAUGGAGAGACACAUGCUCAUAUACCAAUGAUACAAAGAUAGACAAGAUUGUAACCAUUUCAGACGAUGCAUUAAAUGACAAAUAUUAUUCAUAUAUAAUAUAAUAAUAUAUAAAUAUUAUUCAUAAAUGGCAAAACUGUGGUAUCUAGAUAAUUUCAUUAAAUUGCCAUGGAUAAUUUCAGUGGAACAUUGGCCUUUGCAUCCAAAGAAGUAAAUUGCAGAGGGAUAACUUUACCACAAUAACGCAAAGCCUACACCCGGAGCUUUUCUGAACAACACACCUUCAAAAGCAUAUUUGAUCACAGAAAAAUACAUUCUUUUUAAAAGUCCUAGGUGUUUCACGAGUGUCAUUGGCCAACAUUUCUACAUGCAAAGGAUUGUUUAGAACUCGUUCACAAAGGUGCAUGGAUGCCGGGUCAAGUCCGAAUUUUAAAUAUGAGUGGUGAAUUUGUGUUGCUCAAAUCUUUAUACCAUUGAUUAAUAGGCAGGUAUGUGGAGGUUAAUUACCCUCAUUUUGUUCCUAUAUUCCUUUGAUCUCUUGUCUAUACAAGUAAUACAAUGUGGGCCAGGAAGCACAUCCUAAAUAAAAUGCAUUUGGCAGAUUCUAUUGGCAAUUAGUACUAUUAAGUUCUACUUUUUUAAUUUUGAAGUGAACCUCCAGGUUCAUGUUAAUUUUUUUUUUAAAUGGGAAUUAUUAAACAAGAUAGUGCUGCUUACCACUGAAAAUAAUGAGAAUCUUUCCUGUUCUUUCUUUCCAUUCACUUGGUCCUCGUGUCAAAUUCAGCAGAUACACAGGCAUUUUAUUUUUAGGAUCGUUACACUUUGUACAAAAAUGACACUGAUCCCUGUCAAAUGUUUUGCACAAAAAAAAAUGGAUUGUCUGGGGAAAAUGAUUUUAGCAGGUGUAAUUUCCAUAUAUGUAAAUAAUGGUAUGCACAGUUAAAUCACUGGUGUACUUUAAAUCAUCCUUUGAAGAUAUACUCAUAUUCGAGUGAAGUCUGCAGAGCUGCAUUCUUAAUCACUGAAGAAUUGUUAUCGUUCAGCUGCAUGUGAAUAUACUACUUUUGAACAACCUUUCUGAAUGCAAAGUCAUAUCAGAAAUGAUUAAGACCAGCAAUUUUUACCUGCUGUUUGUGAAAUUCUUUAGCCAGGUAUGCAUAAAUCAUGGUUCAAUGUCAAUAGGAAAGAUUAAGGAAGCUAAAUCCAAAAGAAUAACUAUUAAGUAGGCAAAACAUUUUUCGGUGGCGCAGCGGUAGAGUUGCUGCCUUACAGCGCUUACAGCGCUUGCAGCGCCAGAGACCUGGGUUCGAUCCCGACUACGGGUGAUGUCUGUAUGGAGUUUGUACGUUCUCCCCGUGACCUGCGUGGGUUUUCUCCGGGAUCUUCGGUUUCCUCCCACACUCCAAAGACAUGCAGGUGUGUAGGUUAAUUGGUUUGGUAAAUGUAAAAAUUGUCCCUGGUGUGUGUAGGAUAGUGUUAAUGUGUGGGGAUCACUGGUCGGCGCGGACCCGGUGGGCCGAAGUGCCUGUUUCCACGCUGUAUCUCUAAACUAAGCUAAAUUUAAAUUGUGAACAUUCAUUCCGAAGUUAAUAGUUUACCUUGCAUGCAAGUGAAAUGACUGUUCUUGACAUAACACAUCUGGUAAACAUGUUGGCAUUAGACUUGAGCUAUGAAACAUCCCUUGUUCUGCAUUUGUUCUGAAUGGAGAUGGCUAAUCAAUACAGGGGUGCAUCUUGGAGAUCUCCAGAGCUAAACAGCAAAAUCAGUUACUUGUGAUCACUCAGUAAUAUGUUCUGAUGAUAUGUUACCUGUUAGCACAAGUUAGCAUGAGUCACGACUCGUAAUUUAUUUUUACCUAGAAGUUGAAUUAGAUUCAACAAAGUGAUUUUGAAAGUUGCUGAAUAUCAUUUUUGUCCAUCUACAGUUUGCAAAAAUUGUAAUCCUUUGAAUUUUCACUAACCGCCCGCCCCAUCCCGAACAAAAAUAGAAAAGGAAUGUGCACAAAUUUAAUUUAAAUUUUUGUUUGAAAUGGACAGCCUAGUAAAAAUUACAUAAUACCACCACACUCAAGAACUUUUAUUUCAAACCUGCGAACAUGGACUGAAAAGUUAAAUUGAAGAAAAUUGGUAAUUAAAUUCAGAACUAAAUUUUCCCCAUCUCAUCUGCUUCUUAGUCAUUUCCUCUGCAUCCACUCCCUGUUAUCACCACUUCUGCUGUCUUCACAUUUUCCUGGUCUCCUUAUCCACUAAAUUUAAAGUAAAUCUAAGUGACCUCCGUGUCCUGUUAGUAUCAGUGCUGUUAACAUAAUGGGGACUAAGUGUUUAUUAGAACCUCUUCUCUCAACACUUAACAGGUUCUACAUUAUUUUUUACACAUUUGCACUUGUGAAAAAGAUUCUGCAAUAAUUGUGGUUUCCCUUCGUACAAUCAUUUCUAAACUUUUUUAUUUCUAAAUUUGCAGUACACUGACUGAACAAAUGAAAUUAAAAAAUGUUUUGUUAUCUUGGAUUGCAAGUGGUUUCUAGGUUUUCUACCAAUUGUUUUCACUAUUCUCUCUAACAGUAAAUUGCCAUGGUCAAGAAAAACAAUGCUUUGGAAUAAUUACCAAGCCGUAAUCAAAGAGCCAAACCUAAUUUGAGGAAGGACAUCCUUGUGAUUGAGGCAGUGCAGCGAAGGUUCACGAGAUUGAUCCCUGGGAUGGUGGGACUGUCAUAUGAGGAAAGAUUGGAAAGACUAGGCUUGUAUUCACUGGAGUUUAGAAGGAUGAGGGAGGAUCUUAUAGAUACAUAUAAAAUUAUAAAAGAACUGGACAAGCUAGAUGCAGAAAGAAUGUUCCCAAUGUUGGGCGAGUCCAGAACCAGGGACCACAGUCUUAGAAUAAAGGGAAGGCCAUUUAAGACUGAGGUGAGAAAAAAUGUUUUCACCCAGAGAGUUGUGAAUUUGUGGAAUUCCCUGCCACAGAGGGCAGUGGAGGCCAAAUCACUGGAUGGAUUUAAGAGAGAGUUAGAUAGAGCUCUAUGGGCUAGUGGAAUCAAGGGAUAUGGGGAGAAGGCAGGCACGGGUUAUUGAUUGGGGACGAUCAGCCAUGAUCACAAUGAAUGGCGGUGCUGGCUCGAAGGGCCGAAUAGCCUCUUCCUGCACCUAUUUUCUAUGUUUUGCUCAAGUACUUUGUAAUAGUCAUCUACAUGUAGGAGGAGUUCCAUAAAAUUGGUGGUAGCAGUUUGACUUUUCUCUAUGGUGUGUCAGAGCAGAUGUGGGCAGAAACAUCAAAAGAUUAUAAUCAUAGCCAAUUUAACGAAAAUAUACAUUUUAUUUCUAGAAUGACAAACUGCGUUUUUGUGCACAAGGACAUUCCAUUAUGCUUCAGACUGUUUUUACAAUAAAGUUUUGCUAACGCCAAUUGUUAAUAUUACAAACACCUUGUGUUUUCCUGUACAACUGGAAAACUCUGUAAUCUAAUUAAGAAUUGUUUUGCUCUGAAUAAAUGUCUUCAUUCGAACAAACAGAUUUAAAACACUGUGGUGCAAUCUAUCCAAUUCUUUGACUUGCAACUAGACAAACUAUGUGUGAACUGAAAAGUAAUGCCAUAGCUCAGUGAAGCUUUGGGAAUAGAAACUUAACCUGAAAGAAUUUUGGAUGAAGAAAGAUGAACUGUCUAUUUAUGCAUGUAUAAAAAUGUGAUGUUCACAAUAAAGAUGUAUUGAUUAUAGUA
Molecule: messenger RNA, 6719 nt
Organism: Leucoraja erinaceus (little skate)
Lineage: Eukaryota; Metazoa; Chordata; Chondrichthyes; Rajiformes; Rajidae
Gene: samd12
Product: sterile alpha motif domain containing 12
Exons: 6
Coding region: 406-993 (195 amino acids)
Biological process (GO): cell surface receptor protein tyrosine kinase signaling pathway
Cellular component (GO): cytoplasmic side of plasma membrane
Molecular function (GO): protein binding
Source: RefSeq, a predicted model, not a curated record